Molecule: messenger RNA, 576 nt
Organism: Exophiala spinifera
Lineage: Eukaryota; Fungi; Ascomycota; Eurotiomycetes; Chaetothyriales; Herpotrichiellaceae
Exons: 7
Coding region: 1-576 (191 amino acids)
Molecular function (GO): methyltransferase activity
Source: RefSeq, a predicted model, not a curated record
AUGGCUGAUCAGACCGUCGACGAAUCUCAUGUUGCGGCAGAGGCAAAUGAGCCAUCGGAAGACGCUGACUCUGCAUAUGGCGGAGACGAAUUAGCAAGCUACGCAACUUCACUGAGUUACAGCGUCACAGACUACAAGUACGAGCAUGGUCGGCGCUAUCAUAGUUUCAGAGAGGGGAUCUACAAUUUCCCCAACGAUGAAGAGGAACAGGAACGCCAGGACAUCAUGCACGAGGUGUUUCUCACCGCAAUGGGAGGUCAUUUCUAUCUGGCUCCUCUAACCGAAGACUUGGGUCGCGUCUUGGACAUCGGUACGGGCACAGGAAUCUGGGCCAUUCAAAUAGGCGAUACUUUCCCUUCGGCCGUUGUGAUUGGCAACGAUCUAAGUCCCAUCCAGCCCCAAUGGGUCCCGCCCAACGUAAAGUUUGAAGUGGACGACGUGGAAAGCGAGUGGCCAUAUUCACAGCCGUUCGACUACAUACAUUCUCGCUAUAUGGCUGGAUCAAUUGCUGACUGGCCUCGCCUGAUGUAUCAAUGCUACAAGUUAAGUCUUGCCUCCUUAACUUCUAGCUUUUGA